Triplophysa rosa is the source of this 3506-nucleotide messenger RNA. It is a transcript of the gene pskh1, whose product is annotated as protein serine kinase H1. The transcript has 3 exons. Bases 504 to 1775 code for a protein of 423 amino acids. The record is from RefSeq and is a predicted model, not a curated record. Lineage: Eukaryota; Metazoa; Chordata; Actinopteri; Cypriniformes; Nemacheilidae. Gene Ontology annotation, molecular function: protein kinase activity; ATP binding. Gene Ontology annotation, biological process: protein phosphorylation.
GAAGCAAUCGGAGGCCUUUCCUUAUAGAGAGAGAGAGAGAGAGAGAGAGAGAGGUCUACACAGAAAAAAAAUGUGGUCCCACUCUGAAAACACCGUUUCCAAGCAGGCGGUCUCAAUCUCAUACUUUGCUUCCAAACUCGACUCUUCGCUGAGGUGAUACAAACACAUUAACAAUCGAUACUUAAUUCCGACACAGCAUGUUCGUGUUAGCUGCCACUAUGGGAUUCAUAUCUUUGUACUCGGACUGAAGUUGUGUAAAUCUGCGGUAAAAUGGAGAGAGGAGCUGAAACCCUGGGAAUCUCGCCCUCUUACUGCCUCCGUCGGCUGUAAGAAAUCCCCUUUCGAGAUUUCAGCUAAUUUUACCAUUGUCAGAAGUUCGGACAGUCGUGAGGUGAAGGUGUCCUCUUGUGGCAUUUACCGGUGUGACGCUGCACCGUACACAGUUUGGAUGUUGUCUUGGAGAUGAGAAUGUGCUGCUAGCAACAGGAAGGAAGCAUUUUGACAUGAUGGGGUGCAGGACGAGCAAAGUCCUACCAGAACCACCCGCCGAUGUCCAACUAGACCUGGUCAAAAAGGUAGAGCCUCAUCAGACUGAUGUCUACAAAAACUUUAUUAAAUCUGAAGGCGGCACUGAGAAAACAAACUCGCCGUCCCCUCAGGGUCAAUGCCAGGCUUCUGCGAAGGUGGGUCAAUCCCCUCUCCCGGCUAACGGCCAGCCGGAACCCGCUGACCCACACCGGAAAAAAGUGGCCAAAUACAGGGCCAAGUUUGACCCUAGAGUGACUGCUAAGUAUGACAUCAAAGCUCUGAUAGGUCGGGGCAGCUUCAGUCGGGUGGUAAGAGUCGAACACAGGAGCACGCGGCAGCCGUACGCCAUCAAGAUGAUCGAGACCCGUUACCGUGAGGGCAGGGAAGUGUGCGAAUCCGAGCUCUGCGUUUUGAGACGCGUGCGUCACACCAACAUCAUCCAGCUGAUGGAGGUCUUUGAGACUGCAGAGCGGGUCUACAUGGUGAUGGAGCUGGCCACCGGCGGUGAACUCUUUGACCGCAUCAUCGCUCGUGGGUCCUUCACGGAAAGGGACGCCACACGCGUGCUGCAGAUGGUUCUUGAUGGGGUAAAGUACCUUCAUAUGCUGGGCAUCACACAUAGGGACCUGAAGCCCGAGAACUUGCUUUACUAUCAUCCUGGUGCCGAUUCCAAGAUUAUGAUCACAGACUUUGGCUUGGCCAGCACAAGGAAGAAAGGUGAUGAAUGUCUGAUGAAGACUACCUGUGGAACACCCGAGUACAUCGCUCCUGAGAUUCUCGUCCGGAAGCCAUAUACUAAUGCAGUAGACAUGUGGGCACUGGGGGUCAUCUCCUAUAUACUGCUUAGUGGCACCAUGCCUUUUGAGGAUGACAAUCGCAUGCGCAUGUAUCGACAGAUCCUCAAAGGGAAGUACAGCUUCUCGGGGGAGCCAUGGCCAAGCGUCUCCAACCUCGCUAAGGACUUUAUCGACCGUGUCCUCACAGUGGAUCCUAAUGACCGGCUGACUGCUGGCCAGGCACUUAAACACCCUUGGAUUGUCAGCAUGGCUGCUUCCUCCUCAAUGAAGAACCUGCAGCGAUCCAUUUCCCAGAACCUCCGGAAGAGAGACUCAUCACGCUGUCCCAGCACCAAAUCAGCCCAAUCCACUCGCUCCAGCCGCUCCACAAAAUCAAGCAAGGCGCGGCGCGUACGCGAGAAAGAGCUGAGGGAACUCAACCGAAGAUACCAGCAGCAGUGUAAUGGCUGACUCUAUGUGUCUGACUCGUGCAGACUAAAACGCUGGAGAACGUUGAAGAGAGUAGAACAGUCAAUUCAACUUCCUCCUCCAUCACAGAGCCAAUUAGAAGAGAAUCUCCUUGGAAAUUUUCACUCGUUUUCUCUUUUUCUGCUGUUUCGCUUUUGUCUGUUACCUUUUUUGUGAAUGUUUUAUUUAUUUAUUGUAGGUGUUUUAUUGUCCUGUCUCAUUCAUCUUUUUAUCUGAUUGUAUCUGUUGAACAGAAUUUUUACGUUGCUGGAAGGACUGAGAAUACAUGUUUGCUGUUCGAGACCUUCCUGAUUUUUGCUGUGAAUUAUUUGUUAUGGUACCCAUGAAGUUGAUUGCUCUUCUGAGAGGUGACAUGUGCUGUUUAUUCAUUAUUGACAACAAAUCAAAUGGCCUAGGAAAAAUAAUCAUACAAAUCACAUUUGAUAUCAAUGGGCUACAUCUGUUCUAUUCAGUCUACCAAGCCUUUAUUUUUUAAAGAUUUUUCUGCAGCCCUGGUUGUAGACCCUAAUGUUAAUAAUAUCAGUUGUUAAAAUCUGCCCAAAACUAUACCGACAUUUUAUAAGUAAAAUAGUCUGAAGCUUUUGGACUCUUUAGAUUUGGUGAGUGAACAAACUAGAUAUUUAUAAAGUUUUAACUUAAAAGUCACCUUUUUUAGAGGAUUCAUCACUGUUAGAUCUGUCUCAACAUGGAUUCUGGUCAUUAAUCAUAUUAAUUGAUUCUCUGACAGUGGAUGGCUUUAAACUCUUUCAUGGUAGCUUACAUUUAACCCAACUAUUGGUCUUUAAGCCACUGAACAAUCAUCAAAGACUGUUAUAGCUUACCCCCCUUUGUCAGAAAGAGCAAAGAUGUGCCAAAGAAACUCCGGUGUGCCUGAAUGAGGAGCAUUUGGAAAGACAUGGUUUCUCGUGAAAAUAAUAAAACUGUGAUAAUAUUAGGAAUUCUCAAAAUGUAUGUUUUAAAUAAAUACAUUCUAUGUGACAUUUUAUGAAACUAUAUAUAACAAAUGAAGGGAAAAAGCAAUAUGUACUUGAGUUGUGUCUCAUUUCACGGCAAGCGCCAUUAAUUUGGUUUAAAAGUGAUGAAAACAUCUUUAUAAAAUAGCAACAUUUUGGAGGCUUUGUUUUAAUUACAGUUUGACAAAAGAAAUACACCAAACUUUUUUUUAUUCACAUUAUCUCAUGUUUAUGCUUGUUUAACUCUCUCAAACUUUAGAUAAAAUAUAUUUUCCUCUUUUUGGUUAUGUUUAUUAGAAAAUUUCAACCGUUUGUAAAAUUGUUUUUUUUUUUGCGCAAAUUUAAAAAUGAUUAUAAAUUGAAAAACACUUAGCAUGUCUGUUUGAGAGGUCAUGUAUAAGUUACAUCACACAGUAUAUUUUCAGUAAUAUCCACUAAAAUGCCUUUAAUGAAUCUUGAUGUCAAAAGGAGUAAUUAUAUAUUUUGGGAAGACCACUGUUUGUAUAUCUCUAUACCCCAAAUCUUUUUUUCAAGAUAAUAAUUAUUUUAUGAAUGUUGUUCAAAUCUGAUUUUCUAGUAAGUUUAAGACUGGUAAUGAAAAUGGUCUUCAAAGUGCCAAAAAUAUAUAUGAUUUAGUGUUUCACCAACAUGCAAGUAUUUGCAGAAGUUUAAUCCAACGGCGAUAUCUUUUGAAAGAAAUGCUUUAUUUCUGAUGUUUUUUAAAUGAAGAUUUGUGGUAGAACAUGUACAUUAACUUUUU